Molecule: messenger RNA, 651 nt
Organism: Caenorhabditis briggsae
Lineage: Eukaryota; Metazoa; Nematoda; Chromadorea; Rhabditida; Rhabditidae
Gene: Cbr-flp-1
Product: Protein CBR-FLP-1
Exons: 7
Coding region: 1-651 (216 amino acids)
Biological process (GO): neuropeptide signaling pathway
Source: RefSeq, a predicted model, not a curated record
AUGACUCUACUCUACCAAGUGGGGUUAUUACUCCUUGUGGCAGCUAGUUUCAAGGUGUCGGCAGAAUGCUGCACACCGGGAGCCACGUCAGACUUUUGCACGGUCUUCUCGAUGCUCUCCACUAUGGAACAGAAUGAAGUGAUGAGCUAUUUAGGCGAAAACUGCGAGGGUGACGCCGACGUUGCACUGCAAAAGAUGGAGAAGAGAAAGCCAAACUUUAUGAGAUACGGUAGAUCGGCAGCCGUAAAGUCGCUGGGAAAGAAAGCCGGUUCAGACCCGAACUUCCUCCGAUUCGGACGCUCUCAACCAAACUUCUUGCGUUUCGGAAAGGCCAGCGGUGACCCGAAUUUUCUGAGAUUCGGUCGCAGCGACCCCAACUUCUUGCGCUUCGGAAAGAUUCGGAAAGCGAUCGGCGGAUCCAAACUUCUUGAGGUGACCGGGCGGCAACUCUUAUACGCCUGUCACAUCGUUUGUCUGAAGCGCGCCCAUGGCGCCGGCGGCAACGCUCUGUGCCACCAAGCGGCGGUUGGCGCCACUCGCUGGUUCAAUCCCGUCGCGGGGAUUUUCGUUUUUUAUCGAUUAUUCUCCAGUAAAAGUAAAUUUUCAGAUUCGGCCGCUCGUCGUUCGACAACUUCGACCGCGAGUCCCUAA